Ipomoea nil (Japanese morning glory) is the source of this 930-nucleotide messenger RNA. RefSeq lists its product as uncharacterized. The record is from RefSeq and is a predicted model, not a curated record. The transcript has 2 exons. Lineage: Eukaryota; Viridiplantae; Streptophyta; Magnoliopsida; Solanales; Convolvulaceae. The coding region runs from base 1 to 930 and encodes 309 amino acids. Gene Ontology annotation, molecular function: nucleic acid binding; RNA-DNA hybrid ribonuclease activity.
AUGGCGUUUUCUCACAAAGCCAGAUUCUCUGUACAAGGCAAGAUGGUAACGUUUUUAUGGAGAGCAAUCCGGGGUAUCCUGCCUACCUCAACCGCCUUAAUUGAAAAAAGAGUUGACAUAUACCCGUACUGCCCUAUGUGUGCCAUUAGUUAUGAGGAUGUUAGGCACUCACUUAUUGGAUGUGAAUAUACUAACCGUGUUUGGAAUGAAUCUCAUCUCCCUAUAUUUUCUAUACAUGGUGGAUCGUUUGCAGAAUGGUUCCAAAAUGCUAUGUCUAUGUUAACCCCGGAUGUUAUUAUUCGAAUUGUUGCAGUACUUUAUCAAGUGUGGAAUGCGAGAAACACCGUGCUAUGGGAAGCGUACCUGCGUGCACCGAAACAGGUCUGGAUGGCUGCAGUUGCGUCACUUGCGGCAUGGACAAUCGCUGGACAGCAGGUGGCAGCCCCAACUCUACAGCAGCAGCACGUGCCUUCUUACGCUGGAUUAGCCUGCUUCUUCGACACAACAUACGAUCCCAACACAUGUGCAGCGUCGUAUGGGGUGGUCUUGCGUGUGGAAGGAGGAGCUUUUAUGGCUGCUAUGAACGAACCAUUACCAUACUGUGAGAAUGCUCUUACUGCGGAGGCCCUCGCUUGCAAGGAAGCACUAUCUUGGCUCAGGGCUCGUGCUGUUACAACAGUUACAAUUUACACGGACUGUGCAAUCGUACAGAAUUAUAUUUCAAAGACAUCUUCUACUCCGAGAUCGUAUGUUGGCAUAGUCAUCAAUGACUGCAGGGCUAUCAUGGCCACGUUUACUUAUGUUAGUUUAUUUUCGGUUUCAAGAACCUUUAAUUUUAUUGCUCAUUCCUUAGCUUCGUUUGCUUCGGCUCAGGCCACGAUGUAUUGGAAUUUGAUCCCACUUGACUAUGUUCUACCGUAUCUUCAGUAA